Ilex paraguariensis (yerba mate) is the source of this 782-nucleotide messenger RNA. Lineage: Eukaryota; Viridiplantae; Streptophyta; Magnoliopsida; Aquifoliales; Aquifoliaceae. The record is from the annotation of a GenBank genome assembly.
CCAAACAAAAGGAAGAGAAAACCAACAAGCAAAGCCAGAGCGAGCGAGCGAACAUACACACCAAACAAAAUUACAGUACUGGCACAGAAACAUCUGGACUACACUUCAACUUUCGAAACCCCAAAUCCGACCAAGUGUGAUUACACGCACCUACGUGUACAUCCCCAAAACCACUUCAUUUUCUCUCUCAUCAACUGCUUAUUAUUUCAUUGGUGUGAAGUCUUGCAAGUUCUGUGAAUAUGGGUGCGAUGGUAUUGACACAGCUUGCGACGGGUCUGAGCCUGUUGGCCGGCGCGGUUCUGGUCAAGUCGGUGAUGGACCAAAAACCCAUGGCGGGUCCGGGUCAGUUCCCCAGAUGCUCCACUUGUAACGGCACUGGCCGUGUCAAUUGCCUCUGUUCUCGCUGGUCCGACGGGGAUGUUGGAUGUCGGACUUGUUCCGGGUCGGGUCGCAUGGCCUGUAGCAGCUGUGGAGGUAAUGGGACCGGCCGGCCCCUCCCGAUUCAGCUUUCCGUUCGUUCUCCGAACCGUCCCUCGUAACGGAGAAGGGGCGGUAAGUUUCGGAUCUGCGUCCUAAUGGUCCAACAGUAGACUGCGGUGGCCAUUACGCCAACCGCUGAUCCUCAAUUAUUAUUGAAUCUGCUUGCUGAGUUUAUGCAUAAAAUUUACAGUUGUGAAUUCAUCAUUCUUAGUAGUCUGAAAAGCUAUCAAAGUGAAUAAAAAUGUAGUAAGAAACUUUUGAAACAAGCUGGACAUGAAAAUAAGUUAAAGAACAAAUACGCU